Molecule: messenger RNA, 1191 nt
Organism: Acanthosepion pharaonis
Lineage: Eukaryota; Metazoa; Mollusca; Cephalopoda; Sepiida; Sepiidae
Source: the annotation of a GenBank genome assembly
AUGUUCUCUGUGGGCCAAAUCAUUCUUUUUCUUCUUUUUUUUCUAAAAAGUCUCUCUCUCUCUCUCUCUCUCUCUCUCUCUAUCUAUCUAUCUAUCUAUCUAUCUUUGCUUACUACUACCCAUUCAUUACUUCCUUCUUCACAUUCCUUUCCAUCCCCUCUCUCUAUCACAGUUUUUUUGACUAUCUCUCACUUUUCUUCUUUCCCUCCUUCUCCCUUCUCAUUUUUCUUGCUUUCCCUCCCCCACCCCCGUCAAUCCAAUAUAUCAUACCCUAUUUUACGGGAAAAAAGUCUUUUUAGGCUUACUACUAGCCAUUCAUUAAUUCCUUCUUCACUUUCCUUUCCAUACCUUCUCUCUAUCAUACUUGAACUUGACCAUCCCUCACUUUUCACCUUUCCCUUCUUCUCUCUUCUCCUCUCUCUUGCUUUCCCUUCCACCCGUCAAUUUAAUAUAUCAUCUGUUCUUCUCUCUCGUUCUAUAUCUAUCUAUCUAUCUAUCUAUCUAUCUAUCUAUCUAUCUAUCUAUCCGCAUAUCUAUCUAACUAUUUAUCAAUUUAUCUGUCUAUUAAAAUGUUCUGUUGAUAUUUAUCUCUAUAUAUCUCAUUUUGUUCGCACUUAUCUAUCUAUCUAUCUAUCUAUCUAUCUAUCUAUCUAUCUAUCUAUCUAUCCCUCUGAAUAUUUUCAUUAUCUAUUCAUCUAUCUAUCUAUCCCUCUGAAUAUUUUCAUUAUCUAUCUAUCUAUCUAUCUAUCUAUCUAUCUCAGUCUCUUCCUGCUUAUCUAUCUAUCUAUCUAUCUAUCUAUCUAUCUAUCUAUCUAUCUAUCUCAGUCUCUUCCUGCUUAUCUAUCUAUCUAUCUAUCUAUCUAUCUAUCUAUCUAUCUAUCUAUCUAUCUAUCUAUCUCAGUCUCUUCCUGCUUAUCUAUCUAUCUAUCUAUCUAUCUAUCUAUCUAUCUAUCUAUCUAUCUAUCCAGCCUCUUCCCUUAUCUAUCUAUCUAUCUAUCUAUCUAUCUAUCUAUCUAUCUAUCUCAGUCUCUUCCUGCUUAUCUAUCUAUCUAUCUAUCUAUCUAUCUAUCUAUCUACCGAUGCCGGUUAGUUCCCAUUUAUAUCAGUUUGUUUGUUUCUGUCUAUCUAUCUAUCUAUCUAUCUAUCUAUCUAUCUAUCUAUCUAUCUAUCUAUCUGACUGUCUGUCUGUGA